AUGCCCGCUGUGCUUCGUGAGGCUGGAAUCUUUGGCGCUGGCGAGGCGACACCUAGAGGCGCAUUACCCUCGCGACAGCCCCGUCUGCCCCGUCACCUCUUGCUCGAGAUACUUCGCGCAUCCGAACUCUGUCCGCAACCACAUGAGAAUCAAGCACAGACGACAGUGGGAGAAAAUGAAAACUCUCAAGUGGAGCUGCGGCUGGACGAACUAAGAUUCCUGAUGAAAGACUUAUAG
Messenger RNA from Leptosia nina, 237 nucleotides. Lineage: Eukaryota; Metazoa; Arthropoda; Insecta; Lepidoptera; Pieridae. The record is from the annotation of a GenBank genome assembly.